UGUAGACUUCAGCGAAGAGAAAGAAGGCAUUCGUCAGCGGAGGAAGGCCAACCGAGCGAAGCUCUUUCUUUUGGCCGUGCCUUGAAGUUAAAUUGUAUCGUAUGUUAGUUAGAGAGGUUAGCGAACUACUACGAUCUAUAGAUUCUCCAUCUAUAUCCAAUCCCAACGAGAAUAGAAGCGAGUCGCUUCCGGCUUGGCUUGUAAUCGUAGUCUUUUAGCUUAUGUAGUGGUCGGCCUUCCUACACGCACGCGCUCGCAAGUACAACUUGCCUUGGUUCGGGACGAAGCCAAGCCGAUACAUAUGAUAGGCGAAGGAAAGACCUCCAUUUCAUAGCGCCUGGAGAACGCAAGUUUGAUCGAGGAUUGGAGAGGAAGGGUGGAAGAAAGGGCUCGGGAUGGAUUUAGGAGUCUUUGUGCGAGCCGUAUGCGGCGAGAGUCGCACGUACGGUAACGAGGGGGGUUCGCGUCUAUACGCGUAGUGUGGUGGUUUGGCCUACCCACCCUAUUUGUUCCAUGAUCUAUGGGUCUACAGGAGCUACCCAUUUCGAUCAAUUAGCCAAGAUUUUGACCGGAUACGAAAUCACAGGUGUUGGAUCUAGUGGUAUUUUUAUGGGAAUUCUUUUUAUCGCUGUAGGAUCCCUAUUCAAGAUCACUGCAGUUCCUUUUCGGGCGGCUGUAGAACGGACGGCCGCCUAUAAGUGGUAGGUUAGGGUGGGUGGUACCGCUCAGAUUGCGGCCAAUCUUCCUAACCGCGCGCGGGCUGGGCUUAGAGCGCGUGAAACUCAUCACUACCUCGUAAGGGCGUUGAGACCAUAGCAUGUUAAACGAAAGCGCCGCUUUCUCUCUAGUGUUGUCACACAGCUGCCCGCCUAGAAGAGCCGCUCGCUCUCUAGUGUUGUCACACAAGAUAAGCACGCCGCCCGCCUGCUGGCCGGGCGAAUCGAAGUUCUCUUCCGGUCAACUGUCCCCCAGUCAAGUGCAAAAAACACAGUAGAAUCACGCAAUGCACGCUGCUGGUGUGCUUCCUGCCCGCGAGGAAAGAAAGAAGAGCGACAAGGUUCAGUUCAGAUUUUACUGUUUGCAGUAUGGGAGCAGAUUACCCAAAAAAUCCCUGGGAACAAUGAAAAAAUAGAUAUCUCGGUAUCGAAAACUAUAGGAGGCUGUAUUGGCGAGAUCCAACGGUAAACAGCUGCCUAAAAGAAAAACCGCCUGGAAGUCCGAGGACCUUUAGUACUGUACCCUACCCCCGAACCAGCAGCCUUCGCGCCAAGCAAGACCGCCCUUGUCCCCUUCCUUUCUCCAUUCUGCCUUCUUCUUUGCUUUUGCUUUGUUUCAAAGGUUAUGUAGUAGCUUAUUAGAAUAAUAAGGAGUCUAAGGCAAAGCUAAAGUGGUUCGUAUGCCUACUUUACCCACUUGACGAAAGGGAACGAACUUUGUUUCGUUUCCGGGUUUAUGGAUUGGAUUCAGUCAGCGUCACGACAUAAUCAAAAGGAAGGAGUGACACUUACCGGCGAACCAAAGGGAAUUCCUAUUCACUUACUUGAAUAAGUAAGGAAAGAAGUAACUAUCAAAGAACUCACACGACUGAAGUACCAAAGGUGCGCUCCGCCCGAUGACUAAGAAAUAGGGUUGGGCUUGAAUUGAAGUGAUGAGGUCGCAAAGAGGAAAGUAGGGCUCCUAUUGACUAAAGGUUGCUUUUUCGGGUUCCUUUAGAAUGAAAGUAGCUUACGCUACCUUACUACUUACUUUGUUUUAUUCAAAGGGCGAACAGCCCCCCAACUAGUCGUAUGGGGGGGUGCUUGUGGUAAGCUGCCUUGGAUAGGAAGAAUUCCUAAAAAGAAAAAAAAGGCAAAGUCCGGUAUUUGACGAAGAUCUUCCUUUCUAUCAAUAGAUAGGAAUGAGUGUUCGAUAUAGGGGAUAAGAUCUAUCUGGUCUUUUUCUUUAUUUUUUUUCAUGGCAUAGCUAGGACCCUUCAAAUCAUGUUUGAGCCUAUGUUCAAACCAAACCCACUCCCUAUUUGAAGUAAGGCCGGAAGCCCGCCAAGUUCAGAUAAGAGAAUGCUUUUCUCUAACCAUUAAGGGAAAGGCUCGACGAAGGUUGUUUACUUGCUUACUUGAACAAGUAAGGAAGGAAAGGGCUUUCGGAGAUCGAUAUUUUCUUAGUUUUUCAUCGAAAACGAAGAAGACCGAGAAUGUCAAUCUUUCUUUCGAAAGAAGGGAACGCGCUUUUUCGACCGCGGUGGUAUGAUUUUCGGGCCUUCUCCUCGUUCCGCUCGCUGGCCUAUUGGGAUAGCAGCCUUUGGGCUUUGCCUGCUCUUUUUUAAAAAUUUAAUAAAGAAUUCCGACUCGGCCCGGGAAAGCGCUGGCAACAACAGAAAGGAAGGGGUCCAUGUAGCUGCUGCGUCCGCUCCCUUCUUAGUCAAUAGAGCAGCAGGUUCGGCAUCUACUACAAAAGAUAGAAUCCACUUCAGAUAACCACGCCUCUCCUAGGCAGCGUGUGGAAUGGCCGAGAGCGGACCUUUUUGGAUAUAUAAUCCAAGUCGAGAGUGGAGUUACGGGAACAGCCGUCUGAUGGAAAACAACUUUCACGUUCGGUUCAGAGAGCACUUUUUUCGUUGAGAAUUCUUCGUUCCCUUUCGUGUGAAUUCCCUAGCAGCGAAUUAAAAACUUUUGGGGCCCUAUCUAUUCCAUCUAUCGAGCCCCGAAGAAAACCUACCUCCCCUUCGGACUCAAUCUCUUUUUUGACUCUAUAUAUGUGGGCACCGGAUAUCUAUGAGGGUUCACCCACCCCGGUUACAGCAUUCUUUUCUAUUGCGCCUAAAAUAUCUAUUUCUGCUAAUAUUUUACGUGUUUUUAUUUAUGGUUCCUAUGGAGCUACAUUGCAACAAAUCUUCUUUUUCUGCAGCAUUGCUUCUAUGAUCUUAGGAGCACUGGCCGCCAUGGCCCAAACGAAAGUAAAAAGACUUCUAGCUCAUAGUUCAAUUGGACAUGUAGGUUAUAUUCGUACUGGUUUCUCAUGUGGAACCAUAGAAGGAAUUCAAUCACUACUAAUUGGUCUCUUUAUUUAUGUAUCAAUGACGAUAGAUGCAUUCGCUAUAGUUUCAGCAUUACGGCAAACACGUGUCAAAUAUAUAGCGGAUUUGGGCGCUCUAGCCAAAACGAAUCCUAUUUCGGCUAUUACCUUCUCUAUUACUAUGUUCUCAUACGCAGGAAUACCCCCGUUAGCCGGCUUUUGUAGUAAAUUCUAUUUGUUCUUCGCCGCUUUGGGUUGUGGGGCUUACUUCCUAGCCCCAGUGGGAGUAGUGACUAGCGUUAUAGGUUGUUGGGCGGCCGGAAGGUUGCCACGAGUAAGUCAGUGGGGACCGAAGGCAGUUCCCCGUGCACCGGACACGUAGCUUACCGUAUCAGUUGCGACACGGAUGGGAAUGCAUGCUACGAAAGAUAGGGUCGAGUCUGAUACAUCAACCGUCUGUCUACUCAAUAUCCUUGUACGAGUCCACAAUCACUACACGAGAUGAACCCUGGGUU
This is a messenger RNA of Amaranthus tricolor (Joseph's coat), 3527 nucleotides long. Its product is annotated as NADH-ubiquinone oxidoreductase chain 2-like. Lineage: Eukaryota; Viridiplantae; Streptophyta; Magnoliopsida; Caryophyllales; Amaranthaceae. The record is from RefSeq and is a predicted model, not a curated record.